Messenger RNA from Ogataea haglerorum, 4980 nucleotides. RefSeq lists its product as uncharacterized. The record is from RefSeq and is a predicted model, not a curated record. Gene Ontology annotation, cellular component: small-subunit processome; nucleolus; nucleus. Gene Ontology annotation, molecular function: RNA binding; protein binding. The transcript has a single exon. Lineage: Eukaryota; Fungi; Ascomycota; Pichiomycetes; Pichiales; Pichiaceae. The coding region runs from base 1 to 4980 and encodes 1659 amino acids. Gene Ontology annotation, biological process: rRNA processing.
AUGGUUGAAAAGCUAAAGAGAAAGAGAACAGAGAGAGACGAGGCCGGUGACAAUAAGAAGUCGCUACUUUCUAAGAGCGCCGAGAUCUCUUUUCCUAGAGGAGGAGGAUCGGUGCUGACGCCGCUCGAGAUCAAGGAGGUUGCGAAUGAGGCCGUUAGCGAUGCCCUAGCGGAAGCCAAAGAGUCAAAGGCCAGCAAGAAAUCAAAAAAACAAAAAGCUGUUGUAGCACCUACUGAGCAGAUUGAAGUUGAGCAUGUCACCUUCAAAACGCUUCUUCCAGGAAGCAUGGUCCUCGGACAGAUUAAGCAGGUCAAUCGCAUGGAAAUCGUUCUUUCGCUGAUGGAUAACCUGAUGGGCUUCAUUCCAAUCACAAAUAUUAGUGACGCAUUGGCUAGUCAGCUUCAAGAAUUUGAUGACGAGCAAGACGAGUCGGAUGAAGAACCAGCAUAUGGCGAUGAUGAAGACACUUUCACAAAUGGUAUAAUAUCCUCGAAAAAGAAGUCGUUCCCGCAACUAGUUACUAGAUUUCAGGUCGGACAGUGGCUGCGAGCUGUUGUUGUUGAAAGCACAAAGAGCAAGAAGAAGCGCAUUGAACUGAGCAUCGAGCCAUCUAAAGUGAACGAACCAAUCGAUAACGAGGAUUUGGUCACCAACGCUAUUAUUCAAGCCUCGGUCAAGUCUGUUGAAGACCACGGACUGGUUUUAGACGUGGGAAAAGAAAAAACUGGCGGUUUCAUUGCGAAAAAAGACGUCCAAUCCCUGGUAGAUGUUGGUUCUGUCUUGCUGGUGAACAUUGCCAGAAAAGAUGGCAGAACGCUUAUUUGCACCCCCGUCAAUAAGCUCAGUGUUGUCCAAACUAUUUCCUCGAUUGACGCAAUUCUUCCAGGUAUGGGUGUGGAAGCCUUGGUGACAGCAGUGACUAAAGAAGGUGUCAUUUGCAAGCUGUUCGGCGUAGGCAACGCUAGCAUUCCCCUUUCUCACCUUGGAGUUUACGAAUUCUCAGAGCUCAAACACAAGUUUGCUGUUGGAAGCAAACUCAAGUCGCGCGUGAUGGUUUCUUACCUUAGAGCUGGCGACAAGAGGUUCCUUCUUUCUGUUCUUCCGCAUGUCAAAUCUUUGAACACCAACGUUUUUGGAGAGACAUCUGCCCUGGAAGCCUUCCCAAUCGGCCAUAUUUUUGACUCUGUCAGAGUCAGAGGAAAAGACUCAAGCUAUAUAUAUGUCGAUGUGGGAAGCGACUUGGCAAGUGGACAGGCGCAUAUUACGAGAGUAAGCAGCACCAAAGACCUGGACAUGGACUUUAAAAUCGGUUCUACCCACCGCGCGAGAGUCCUGGGAUUCUCUGCUACUGACAACCUGUAUAUUCUCACACUCGACAAGCAGCAAAUAGAGCGCAAAUUCUUGCGAGUCGAGGACAUUCCUGCUGGCGAGCUCGUCAACUGCGAGGUUCGUUCUGUGGAUGCCGAGAGAGGAAUUGUUGUGAAGUUCGAGGAGGACUUUGAAGGAAUUGUUCCGCCAGCAUACAUGAGCGAUGUGAAAUUGAUUUAUCCAGAGAGAAAAUUCAAGAUUGGAUCCAAGAUGAAGGGACGUGUUCUGCGUGUCGUCAAUCAGAGCGGCAAGUCCAGGAUCUAUGUGACUUUGAAGAAGUCACUCGUGAACAUAGAAGACGAAGAUGUUAUCUCCAGCAUUGACCACGUUGAAGCAGGCAAGAAAACUCUUGCCACCAUAGACAAAAUGCUCCCAACCGGAUGCGUCGUGAGGUUUUUUGGGUUUGUCAAGGCCUUCCUGCCGAACUCGGAAAUCAGUGAGACGUUCGUGAAACGUCCGGAAGAUCACGUCAAACUUGGACAGACCGUGAAAGUCCGUGUCGUUUCUGUGGACAGGGAAAAUAACAGAAUCAAGGUCAGCUGCCGAGUGUCGGAGGCACUGUCGGACAUGCAAAAGAAAACGCUUUCCUCCAUCGUUCCAGGAAGGUCCAUCGUUGACGUCCAGGUUGUCGAGAAAGAAAAGGACUCUGCCAUUGUGGAGCUCACCGAAUCCGGCUUGCGUGGGAUCAUCUAUGCUGGCCACCUCGGUGAAGGAAACUACGAACAAUCUCGUGCCCAGCUGAAAAAGCUCCAAAUCGGUGCCGAGAUCAAGACUUUGGUGCUAGAAAAAGACGUGCGCUCUCGUGUGGUGAAGUUGAGUGCUAAAGAGUCGCUCAUCAAAGACGCCCAGCAGGGAAAGCUGCCGCUACAAUACAGAGACAUAGAAAUCAGCGAUGAGCUGCUGCACGGCUUCGUCAAGUCUGUGACGCCGAACGGAGUCUUUGUAAGCUUUGGAAACGGCCUGACCGGUCUUGCACUGCCUCGUCAUGCGGUCGAGAAACCUGUCGACGACCUGCAAAAGGCGUUCUUCACCAACCAGUCUGUCGCGUGUCACGUGAUCAGGGUCGACGAUGCGAACAAGCGGUUCCUUGUCUCCAUGAAAAAGGAGACAAAUACGACAUCUGAGCCCGCGCAGAACCCUGUUGACAGCAAAAUGAAGACGCUGGACGAUUUCGCCGUUGGCAGGAUCACCAAGGCUAAGGUCAAGUCUAUCAAGCAGACACAGCUGAACGUGCAACUUGCAGACAACUUGCAAGGACGAAUCGACGUAAGCGAGCUGUUUGACGGCAUUUCAGAGAUCAAGGACGCCAAGAGACCUCUAUCACAGUUCCAGGCAGGCGACGUGCUAGAUGUGAAGAUCAUUGGCUUCCACGACUCCAGAAACCACCGUUUUCUGCCGAUCAGCCACAAGAGGACUAAUCAGACCGUCUUGGAGCUGAGCGCGAAGAAAAGUAGCGUUCUCAGCCAGAAGCCGGUGGUUCCUGCCUCGAUUGGAGACUUUCACCUUGGCGACGAGUGCACGGGAUAUAUUAACAACUUUGCCAGGGGAUUCUUGUGGGUCACGAUCUCUCCAAACCUUAGAGCUCGCAUCUCCUUGAUGGACUUGUCUGACGACGCGUCGAAAUUCGAAAAUCUGGAAAAAGAGUACCCUGUUGGUUCUGUGGUGCGUGCUAAGGUGAUUGAUCUUGACACGGAACACAAUAUUUUGAGUCUGAGUGCUAGAAGCAAAGCAAUUACUUCACUGGAGGACGUGGAAGUGGGAUCUGUGAUUCCUGCCAGAGUUCUGAAGACGAGAGAGAGCUAUGUGGUUGUUGAGCUUGGCAAACAGGUUUCCGGUAUUUCUUUCAUCACCGACGCUCUGAACGAUUACACCGAUAAGCUCGACGAUAUUUUCUCCACUAAUGACAUCUGUGCUGCCACGGUGCUGGAAGUGGACCAUUCCAACAAAAAGGUCUACGUUUCGCUGCGCACCCAGGACGUGAAAGACAAGAGGAUUGCGUCGUAUGAAGAUCUCUCUCCAGGCACCCUUGUGCGUGGAUUUGUCAAGAACGUCGCCGACAACGGUGUCUAUGUUGCAUUAGGAAGAACCGUGCAUGCUCUUGUUCGUGUGAGCGAUCUGUCGGACUCGUAUUUGAAGGACUGGAAGCAGUAUUUCAAGGUUCACCAGCCUGUUUUGGGUAAAAUCACCAAAUGCGAAGGCGUGAACCAGAUUCUCAUGACUCUGAAGCAAAGCGAGAUUGACGGUGACUUCAGUCUUCUGAAGCGGUUUGAUCAAAUCCAAAAAGAUGAAGUCUAUGAAGGAAGCGUCAGACGAGUCACUAACUUCGGCGUUUUCGUGAACCUUGACGGAACGUUAAAUAUCAGUGGGUUGUGUCAUCAUUCUCAGAUCGCAGACAAUCCCGUUUCGAAUCUCGAGUCUCUGUUCAGCGAAGGUGACCGUGUGAAGGUGAAGAUUCUGGACGUUGACCGUGAGAAGCAACAACUCUCUCUUGGCAUGAAGGCUUCCUAUUUCACUGGCGAGACAGAAGAGCCUGCUGUUGAGGAAGAUGAAGACGAGGUCAUGUCUGAUGAAAGUAUUAUUGACACCGCUUUCGGACACGAGUCCGACAAGGAUGCUGAGUCGGACUAUUCUGACGACACUGAUGCUCAGGCUACCGACGGUCUCUCCGCUGGCUUCGACUGGACCGCUUCGAUUCUGGACCAGGCCAAGGAAGACGUUUCCGAUGAUGACGAGAUGGAGAAGCCAAGAAGAAAGAAGCGGAAGGUGGUUGCAGAGGAUCAGACGGCCGACUUGAACUCCCGUCUACCGCAGUCUGUGUCUGACUUCGAGAGGCUUAUUGUUGGAAACCCUGACUCGUCAAUUUUGUGGAUGAACUAUAUGUCUUUCCAAAUCCAGUUGAGCGAAAUUGACAAAGCCCGUGAAAUUGGCGAACGCGCACUCAAAACUAUCAAUUACAGAGAGGAGCAGGAGAAACUGAAUAUCUGGAUUGCGCUGUUGAACCUGGAGAACAUGUUUGGCACAGAAGAGUCAUUGGAAGCAACUUUCAAGCGCUCGUGCCAAUACAUGGAUCCGUAUGUGAUGUACCAGAAAUUGGCUGCCAUUUACACCGCCUCUGAGAAGGUGGACCAGGUGGACCAGCUGUACACGGCAAUGUGCAAGAAAUUUGGCUCACAGCAUACCUCUGUGUGGGUAGCAUAUGGAUCGUUCCUUCUCCAGCAGCAGGAAGGAGAAAAGGCCCGUGAAGUGUUGGCCAAAGCCUUGCAAGUUCUGUCCAAACGUGACCAUGUCGAGGUGGUCAAAAAGUUUGCUCAGCUUGAGUUCAGCAAGGGAGACUCAGAGCACGGCCGUUCGUUAUUCGAAGGACUAUUGUCGGAUGUUCCAAAAAGAAUUGAUCUGUGGAAUGUCUAUAUUGAUCAAGAGAUCAAGUUCGGCGACAAGAAGAAGGUGGAAUCCAUUUUCGAGAGAGUGAUCACACGCAAGCUUAGUCGCAAACAGGCCAAGUUCUUCUUUGGAAAAUGGUUGGAGUUUGAGGAGAGGCACGAGGACCAGAAGGCGUGCGACUACGUGAAAGCGAAAGCUGUAGAAUAUGCGCAAAGUCUCGGGAAAGAGUAA